Molecule: messenger RNA, 5814 nt
Organism: Pygocentrus nattereri (red-bellied piranha)
Lineage: Eukaryota; Metazoa; Chordata; Actinopteri; Characiformes; Serrasalmidae
Product: metal transporter CNNM4
Exons: 8
Coding region: 28-2649 (873 amino acids)
Biological process (GO): magnesium ion homeostasis; magnesium ion transport
Cellular component (GO): plasma membrane
Molecular function (GO): magnesium ion transmembrane transporter activity; sodium ion transmembrane transporter activity
Source: RefSeq, a predicted model, not a curated record
CCUCCGCCUGCCGAGAGUGAAACAAACAUGGCGACAGAGUGGAGUGGACAAGGAUGUAUGCUAACUUUAGUCGUUUUCCUCUGGAGCUUUGUCGGCGGGCGGACGGAUGGAGUGAGCGGCAGCGGCAGCCAGAUAUUUGGCAUGAGGCUAGAGAGGAGCGACAAGCCGGCCACCACGACGGAGGACGGCGUCAUUCAGGUGACGGAGGAGAGCAGCGUCCAGCUCAGGUUUUACGGGCUGCAGCUCAGCUCCGAGUCGUCGGCGCACAUCAGGUUCACGGAGCACGGAGGAGACGGCGGGGACGGAGCUGUGGACACACACGCGCCCAACAGGACUUGUGUAGACUUUACCAAAGACAUUGGCGUGGGCGCCUACAUGAACGUGAGCGGUCGAGGCACCUCAGGUGUGGUGAGUGUGAGCAUUAAGCCGCUCCGUAAGACCGAGAAGGAGAGGGAGUACAGCCUGUGCGUCAAGGGUCCGGAAGAGGAGUGGUACCUGUUGUCUGAGAACGAUGGCAGGUUAAGGGUGGUGGAGGAGAAGACCUCUCUCCUGCCCCUUUGGCUUCAGAUUAUUCUGGUGGCCUGCCUGCUGGUCCUGUCGGGCAUGUUCAGUGGACUCAACCUGGGGCUUAUGGCCCUGGACCCAAUGGAGCUUCGGAUAGUUCAGAGCUGUGGCACAGAGAAAGAAAAGAGGUAUGCCCGCAAGAUCGAGCCCAUUCGCAGGAAGGGCAACUACCUGCUUUGCUCCUUGCUGCUUGGUAACGUGCUGGUCAACACCACACUCACCAUCUUCCUGGACGAUUUGAUCGGCUCUGGCUUGGGUGCUGUGGUGGCAUCCACUGUUGGCAUUGUCAUCUUUGGUGAAAUUGUGCCACAGGCCCUUUGCUCUCGCCAUGGUUUAGCAGUGGGUGCAAACACCAUCAUGCUGACCAAAUUCUUCAUGCUCCUCACAUUCCCGUUGUCUUUUCCCGUCAGUAAGCUGCUGGACUAUGUUUUGGGGCAGGAAAUUGGCACAGUGUACAACAGGGAGAAGCUGGUGGAGAUGCUCAAGGUGACAGAGCCGUACAACGACUUGGUGAAGGAGGAACUCAACAUGAUCCAGGGUGCCUUAGAACUGCGGACCAAGACGGUGGAGGAUGUGAUGACACCACUGAACAACUGCUUUAUGAUCCGUUCUGACGCUGUGCUGGACUUCAACACCAUGUCCGAGAUCAUGGAGAGUGGCUACACGCGAAUACCUGUUUAUGAAGAUGAGAGAUCUAACAUUGUCGACAUCCUUUAUGUCAAGGAUUUAGCAUUUGUUGAUCCAGAUGACUGCACGACACUUAAAACUGUCACCAAGUUUUAUAACCACCCUGUCCACUUUGUCUUCCAUGACACCAAGUUGGAUGCCAUGCUAGAAGAGUUCAAGAAAGGUAAAUCUCACCUGGCCAUAGUGCAGCGGGUGAACAAUGAGGGAGAAGGAGACCCCUUCUAUGAGGUGCUUGGACUUGUUACGCUAGAGGACGUUAUCGAGGAGAUCAUCAAGUCUGAAAUCCUGGAUGAGUCUGAUCUCUACACUGACAACCGAAAUAGGAAGAAGGUAGACCCCAAUAAGAACAAGAGGGACUUCUCAGCCUUCAAGCAAGAAAGUGAAUCCAAGGUGAAGAUCUCUCCCCAGCUCCUCUUAGCAGCUCAUCGGUUCCUGGCCACUGAGGUGAGUCUCUUCAGUCCACUUCAAAUCUCAGACAAGGUCUUACUGCGAAUCCUCAAGCAUCCAGAUGUCAUUCAGGAGAUCAAGUUCAAUGAGAAUGACAAGCGCUCUCAGCAACACUACUUGUACCAGCGUGGGAAGCCUGUUGACUAUUUCAUUCUCAUCUUGCAGGGCCGGGUGGAAGUGGAGGCAGGCAACGAGAACAUGAAGUUUGAGACUGGCCCAUUUUCUUACUACGGAGUCAUGGCAUUAACUACUCCAUGCUUGGCUGUCACCCCCCCUCUCUCCCCCUCUGUGGUGUCGCCCCGGCCGCGGCGCCUUUCUCUUAAGAGGUUUUCUCUGUUCUCUCGCUUCCCAGAGUUCCGCUCGCCGUCGCACCUGAGUGGCCUGAACCGCUCUGCCUCACUGAGCUGCACGGAGAGAGUGGACACAUUGUCCAUCAGUGGCAGCAGUUCACAACUCAAUAAUGCCUCCAUCCCUCAGUACAUCCCCGACUUCAAUGUGCGCGCCCUCACUGACCUGCAGUUAGUGAAGGUCACCCGUGCUCAAUACCAAAACGGCCUUUUGGCUUCCAAGUUGGAUAGUACCCCCCAGUCUCCAGAGAGCAAUCACACCCGAUUGGACCCAGCUUCUCUAGCACCCCCGACACCUCCAGCUAACUCCACAAUUCGCAGUUCAGCACCACUGGCACCCAAAGAGGGUCCAGAUGAGACCACCUCACUACUUAAUGACAAGAACAGCCUAUCCAACCAGCGGCCCAGUUACCCUCACCCUCAUAGCCACCCUCAGUCCUAUGCUAAUACCAACUCCAACUCUAACCCUAACUCCAGCCCACACCUUCAACCCCACAGUCAUCCCCACCUUCAUAGUUAUUCUAGCUCGAACCCUCACAUGCAUCCUCAUGCCCCAAUACACACCAUUUCUCACACCCAUGCACAUACUGAGAGCACAAUCUGACAAAUCGUUUCAGGAGCUGGUUGAUAAAGCUCCAGAGAGGACCACAUCCACACACACACAAAAACCCAGACACAUAUAUCUAUAUAUACACAAAAACUUCUGCACAUGCUCCUUGGCUAUUUACAGACUGUAUGCAAACCAGUACACAAGUACUUAAACAGAUGAACUUUGGGGUAAGGUUUUUCUAAUCCUGCAGACAUGCCAUCUUUUCCUGCUUCUGUUCCUAGAUAGAUAGCACUUCACUAAACUGAUGUUCACAGCUACGCAGUCCGUUUCAGCAUAUGUGUAUGUUGUGUAAAGUCAAGUUUAAAUGCUACAUGCUCAGUUUGAGAUAAGGGGGCUAUGUCUGAUUCAGUCCUUUGGCUGGGUGAUGAGGACCAUUGCUAGAACUACUUUUGUCUGCUGUCACUCCAGACAUUGCAUGGUGAACAAAAAUAGACACCCCUGUCUCAAAUAUGUUGAAUAAGUGUUUCUGUAGCAUGCAAAAGCCAAAAAUGCCUUGGAAAUCUUACUUGGGCAUUUUUGAAUAGCGACGUAACAAUGUGUCACUAGUAUAUAAGAGAUAAUUGCAAGAUGUGCACUUUUUAUAACCUUAGAAUCCAGACCUAAAUGUUUGUAUGGUAUAUAGUUGUCAUUUUUUUUCCUCUCAGUUUUGAGGUUUUUGGACAUAUGACGAGAGCGCUCUUAAGCAUCAAUAGCCUUAUGCUACUAUUGCCAAGAGUACUCCAUGGGAACUGUGGUGUUUGUGUUAAAGUAACCAAGCCCCAUUUAGCACAAACAAUAUUCUUUUCAGAUAGAAAGUUACAUGCGGUCUGUUUUUGUAGUUUAUUGCACUUGAGUGUUUUAGUGCUUUCGCUUAAGGUUGAAAGCAGGUGUAAUACAAGCCAGGGUUCUUUGGCUUAUCACACUACAGUUUUAGAAUGUACGUACAUGUACAUGUUAAUACGAGGGAAAUUCUCUUGAACUAUGGUUAUGCAAAUAGCUUUAAAAAAAAAACAAGCAGUUGUUUGAUCUAGUAUAAGCAGAUGGUUCAUUGGUCAGAGAUCCACCUGUUUUUAUCCGAUGACUUUCAAUCCAAGCAGAGGAGAUCCAACCACAGCCCACAUUAAGUACAUAUAAUGCUGUAUAAAUAGAUUAUAAAAUAUUUAUUUUUGCUUAAAUUAAUUUGUGCAUGUAUGAUUAACUUUGGAUUGUUUAUAUUUUAUAUGAUUAGAUAUUAAUAUUUGGACACAUCUGUCAUAUUUUGUUCAUUUGAAAGGAUACGAUCUGACAAGAUAGUCCAGUACUAAAGUAGUUAACCUGCCACAGUUCUUUUCAACAAACACUUCUUGAAAACAUGAAUAUUAAUUUUUGUUCUCAAAGUUUUCAGAGACAUUCAUGUGGAAAUGCUCUAAUAUUCGAAGUAGUAAAUUGGAAUACAAAGAACUAAGAAUACAUUCCAGGCCUUGAAAACAACUGUAGCUUUACUGGUGCUGAGACAGAAUCCACUGUGAAUCAACAUCAAACUGUACAUCUAAUGUAAUGUAUUGUUUUCUCCCCACACCAGACCAAAAGCUUUCUUGGAUACUGGAAAUGGUUCUCCCUUUCUUACGAACCUAGUCGAAGGUCAAUGAAUUAACCCUUUAUAUUAAUGAAAUAUUGUAGUUGGUCCCCAUAGUGUUGUUAUAUUUGCUCUAACAUUGUAUUGUUCCCUGAUAACAUAGCUAUAGCAUGAGCAAAAUCUGGUGGUUGCAAAGCUUGUUCUGUCUGCUAGACCCAAAUAUUAGCUUAGGUGUUCUGCAGUUCCCAUUUCAUCACUUGGAAAUCAAAGGUUACUAUAAAGGGAGAAUAUUUGAAUCCUUGUCUUCGGUAUUCAUUGCCUAGAGUAGCAUCUGUGGUGUAGUUUGGUGCAUGCCUAAAAAGCCCCCUGGUUCACACACUGUCAUGUUAGCCAGUUAAUAUGUUUAGGUUAAAAUGAUCAACUAAUUUCUCAAACAAGUGAAUGGCGUUUUGUGUUUGAACAGUUUGCUGUAUCUGUGUUGAACGGUUUAAACUGGACUACUGUCCCAUGCUUCUGAGAUAUUUAUAAAAGUUUUGUUGCCUUUAUGAGAGGUCAAAAAAAGAGAAGCAAUAGUUAGUUAUUACAGGGGUUUAAUGUAAUGAUAUUGCACAAAGUGAUGAAAUGACUCGGAUGUUACCUCAGUUGACAAUGCAUGUGUGUACAAUUAAGUCAAUAUUCCUUUCGGGUUUGAACCAAAAUGUGUUUAGUUUUUUGUGAACAUAAUGUUUAUGACCAUGCAUUACUGUUUAACACGACCAAAGUUACAAUGCCGCUUUCAAAUUCACUGAUAAACACAACGGCCAAAGCUUUUUGCACUUUGAUCUGCCUGUAUCUCCUUCAGUAAUAACAGAGGUGACCCUGCUUGCCGGCUGGGUUUGCAUUGGAGACACUCCUGCAGCUCAGAACUAAUUAAAUUCCUUUGGGCUAGAGGUCCAGUCCAGUAAUCUGUUUUUAAUGUUCAUUGCCACUGCUCCUGAGUGACUUGUUGAGGUGUAACUGGCUUUUUCAGUACAGUGUCCUCAGUUUGAUGAUUUGUCAACAGUGGAGGUUAAAGAUUAUGAAUGUUUGCAGGAAAUGGGCCCAUUUUCCACUGUGCAUGAUUUACUUGUCAAUGAUUGUGGUCGUGCAUGUCAUAUGUUGGCCCAUGAACAAUAAAAGGCCUUGUCCAGCAAGCUAGCAUAGGUCUUUUGACCACUAAGGUACCAUAUUAUUCCUAGAAACAUGCUUGUCUUCCAUUUAUUUGCUGUGAAUUUGCCAUAGCAAACUUUCUUCAUUUUUACAAAAAGGAUGUUUUUUUUUCUUCUUCUUUAAAGGGAAAAUGUUUCUUUAAUAGAUUUGUGAUGGAAGUUUUUUCUCCCCACAGAUUAAGUUUUGCUGAGGGGUAGAUUUGAUGUGGUUUUCUUUUUACUAUACAAAUCACUGAGUUUGAUUAUUAAUAUAUCUGUGUUUCUCUUUUAAGGGAAGAAGAGUGUAACGAGCAAAUGUACUGUACCUCCAAUUAUCUUUGGUUGUUCUAUUUAAAGCAAUGUGUACAUAGUGUUUUAUAAUAAAUGCUGGAGAAGUUCUGAUGAAUAUGACAAUAAAUCUGAGAGAUCUAUUUCUCUAUAAAAACAGAUCCCCUUGAA